AUGGAACAUCAAUCCAAUCCAUGGCAUCAGAGCUCAGCCAAUAAUCCCAGCCAGCUCAACCUAGAGCUCGGACUUGAGCCAUGUUCAUCAUCCUCGUCGUCAUCACCAGCACUCCAUACUCUUAAAGUUCCUGCAAAAGACAACAAGCUUUACUCAUGCGACUUCUGCCAAAAGAAGUUUUAUAGCUCGCAAGCACUCGGGGGUCACCAGAACGCGCACAAGCUGGAGCGAACCCUAGCCAAGAAGAGCAGGGACUUGUGCUCUGCCGUGAAACCUCAUGCAGCGACCUCGAGUGGUCAUCAUGUACGGCCAUCUCUUCAAUCUAUGAUUUUUGAGAAUCAGCCACGCGCGGCCAGGCUUGUUGGGGAUCAUAUGAGGUAUGCUGGGACAAAUCUAAAGUAUGGUUCAUCUUCGUCUCAAGGAUACAUCGAUGUACCUGAUGACGAGGGUGAUCUCCAGGAGGAUUUUAGCCAGCUCGAUUUGUCAUUAAGGCUUUGA
Syzygium oleosum is the source of this 498-nucleotide messenger RNA. Its product is annotated as zinc finger protein 2-like. The transcript has a single exon. Gene Ontology annotation, biological process: negative regulation of abscisic acid-activated signaling pathway. The record is from RefSeq and is a predicted model, not a curated record. The coding region runs from base 1 to 498 and encodes 165 amino acids. Lineage: Eukaryota; Viridiplantae; Streptophyta; Magnoliopsida; Myrtales; Myrtaceae.